Saccostrea echinata is the source of this 1868-nucleotide messenger RNA. RefSeq lists its product as uncharacterized. Gene Ontology annotation, molecular function: metal ion binding; ubiquitin-protein transferase activity. Gene Ontology annotation, cellular component: cytoplasm. The record is from RefSeq and is a predicted model, not a curated record. Gene Ontology annotation, biological process: protein ubiquitination. Bases 8 to 1849 code for a protein of 613 amino acids. NCBI's taxonomy places the organism in Eukaryota, Metazoa, Mollusca, Bivalvia, Ostreida, Ostreidae. The transcript is spliced from 15 exons.
GGUGAAGAUGGCCUUCGAUUUUAAAAGAGCGCAGGAAUUUUGGAAUGAGCAAGCUCGUUUCGAAGGUCAGAAAAAUUUUGAUUUGAGGCAUCAACAUGGAAAAGGACCAAGCAAUAUUUUUAUAUUGGAUACAUCGUCAAGUCUUGGGGAGGAUGGAUUUAAACAAAUGAAGGAAAUAUUUAGUGCAGUUAUUGAUGAAUACGCAAAUCAUCCAGACAUGGACGAAAAUGUAGCAGUUAUAAUAUGUGGAAGAAACACUAGAUUUCAACAUUAUUACUCAAAUCAGUACUCAGAUAUAAAACAUUGUCUAGAUGACAUUGAUUUUGGAGGGUCAUCUCCUCUUACAGCGGCAUUCUUCUUAGCUACAGGGUGUUUACAAAAUGGUGCCGCACAUACGAGGAGGAUUGGUGAUUUUCGCGUUCAUCCAAGAAUAAUUCUUAUUUCUGACGGGAAACCCACGGACUUCACUGUUGUCAGUGAUGCUGAUGAUGUUCUUCCAUAUGCAACUGAAAUGGAUAAAGACCAUUUGAUACAAUUAACGAGAGGGAUUGGAGAGCGUCACCCGAUUUUUUGUAUUCCCAUCGGAAAUAAUCCUGAUUUGACGUUUUUAGAAUACCUUAGUGCUCAAUCAAGAGGAGGAAAGAUCGUUCACCCUCGGGAAAUAAGACAGUUUGCAAAGUACACUGAAAACUUGACAAGUGCUGCUCUGUUGCCGUUCACGAUGAAGAAUGAUGGUUCUGACCGCGAAAUGGUUCUAACAUUGCUGGCUUGCGAAUUGCCUUGGAAAGAGUUCACAGAAAUGGACCAGGAUGAUAUAUUUGAAAUAUGUUCGAAAAAGUCCCUGUACAGUUCAUGGGAGGAUAUCAGAACAGAGAUUUCCGAUGAAGCGUUUGAGGAAAGAGACCGACGAAUGCCUCCUUUAGGAUCCAGAGUCAAGCGUGGUAGGGACUGGAAGUGGAAUAAUCAGGAUAGUUUUGGUCCCGGAACAGUUACAGGGCAUCAAAAAGACGCUGGAUGGUUAAACGUAGAAUGGGACACAGGUUUCAAAUAUGGCUACAGAUACGGUACUAAUAGUACUGAAAUAGAUAAAUAUGACGUCACUAUUUGUGAGGAGCCUAGAAUUUUGGAAAACGAAAUGAUUGCGACAGGUUGCUUAGUCACAAGAGGUCCCGAUUGGGAACGGGGAGACCAAGAUGGCGGAGAUGGAAGUAUUGGAACAGUUUACAGAGUUAAAGGCAAUGGCGUUGCUCACGUGCGUUGGGAGAAUGGUCAGAUGAGUGAUUACAGGUUUGGUUUUCGAGGAAAAUUUGAUCUACAGAUAUGCGAUCCGUUCUCACCGGAGGCUACCAGGUAUCUUCAAGAUCAAAAGAGAAAAGCUGCAACUAUUUGCCCUGUGAAUGAAUCAUUCAUAGACGUUAAUGAAAAUGCUUUUUCAACAGCACUAACCACUGGUUCCUGCUCAUCUGCUCAUGACCAUAAUUUGAAAUCUGAGAAGACAUGCGAAAAUCCUGUGGAUAGUCCUCCUAUCUUGAAAAUUCCCAAGGGAAAAUAUUUUAAGAACGAUCGAAUGAAUGAUGAACUUUCUGACAUAGAGGUGGACGGCACAUUAAACUCUUUGACAAGUAAUACAGUUGAUCAGUGGUUUUGGAAAGAUGAUGAUGGUAAAUGGAUUCCAUAUCCAAGGAAAAUGAACGAUAAAAUCAACAGAUGUUACAAACGAAAUCCCAGUUCCACUGUCAUUGUGACAAUAAAGGAUCACACAUACAGGGUAGUAAUGGCAAAACACGUGCAUAUAAAUUUGACAACAAGAGGGGAGUCUAAAGUUAAAUUUGUAAAAAGUGAUUUAUAAAAUAAAAUUACUGAUUUGG